Rattus rattus (black rat) is the source of this 1581-nucleotide messenger RNA. Its product is annotated as L-amino-acid oxidase-like. The transcript has 6 exons. Bases 1 to 1581 code for a protein of 526 amino acids. Gene Ontology annotation, molecular function: L-amino-acid oxidase activity; polyamine oxidase activity. The record is from RefSeq and is a predicted model, not a curated record. Lineage: Eukaryota; Metazoa; Chordata; Mammalia; Rodentia; Muridae. Gene Ontology annotation, biological process: amino acid catabolic process.
AUGUUCCCAGGCUGGCUGGCUCUCAUCUUCCUGUCCGUGCUGAGCUUGAAUACUCAGGCCUUCAACAGCAAGCUUGUCAAGUGCUUUGAGGAUCCCCAGUAUGAAGAGCUACUGCAGCUGGCUCGGAAUGGACUGGGGCAGACAGCCGAGAGGAAGCAAGUGGUGGUGAUUGGGGCGGGCAUGGCUGGACUCACUGCUGCCAAGAUCUUGCAGGAUGCUGGCCACCAGGUGACUGUCCUGGAGGCCUCAGGACGUGUAGGUGGCAGAAUCGAGACUCACCGAGUCCCUGGAGCGCACUGGUACAUAGAGCUGGGCGCCAUGAGGAUCCCUAUCAAUCACAGGUUUUCUCAUGAGCUCAUCAAAAAAUUUGGACUGAUGCUAAAGGAAUUCUGCCCUUGCAACAAUCAGACCUGGGUGCUGGUCAAUGGAGUUCGGCAGCGCUCGGGGGCAGUGCAGGCCGACCCUGGCCUGCUGGGUUACUCAGUCAAAGCUGAUGAGAUGGGGAAGACAGCAGAACAGCUCUUUGAUGCAUCUCUGAGAAAGAUUGUGGAAGAGCUGAAGAACAGCAGUUGCCAGGACGUCCUGGAGAAGUAUGACUCCUUCUCCACCAAGGAGUACCUGAUCAAGGUGGGGAACCUGAGCCGGGGGGCCGUGCAGAUGAUCGGCGACAUGCUGAACACAGACUCCGGUUACUAUGAGGCCUUUACCGAGACCCUGCGUGGCAUCAUCUCCUUUUUCCAAGAGCCCCGGUUCGAUGAAAUCGUUGGAGGCUUUGACCAACUCCCCCAGGCCCUGCACAAUUCUCUCCUCCCAGGGACUGUCUGGUUCUACUCACCAGCAGAAGAAGUAGAGAGGUCUGGAGACUAUGUUCAUGUCACCUACAAGACACCUGACCCUCUGCAGCCCAGGGCGCGGCUGACUGCGGAUUUUGUGGUGGUGGCCACCACUGCUAAGGCUGCCCGCCUCCUUAGAUUCCAGCCACCUCUCUCUCUUAGCAAACAGGAUGCUCUGCGUUCUGUCCACUACAAUAGUGCCACCAAAGUGAUCCUGGCCUGCAAACAGCGUUUCUGGGAACGAGACGGCAUUUUCAGUGGCAAAUCUACCACCGACCGGCCUUCCCGUUUCAUCUACUAUCCCAACCACAUCUUCCCCAAUGGUGCGGGGGUCAUCCUGGCAUCUUACACCCUGGAUGAUGACUCUGUGUUCUUGACAGCCCUGGACCACAGUCGGGUAGUGGACAUUGUUCUGGAUGACCUAGCUGCUAUUCACAAUCGUCCCAAAGAAGAACUCCGUGAUCUCUGUCCUUACUCCGCAAUCAAGAACUGGAGCCAAGAUCCUUAUUCCAUGGGUGGCUUUGCCUUCUUCACCCCCUACCAAUAUGUGGACUAUGCCCAGGAACUCAGCCAGCCGGAAGGGCCAGUCUUCUUCGCGGGUGAACACACAGAUCUACCCCAUGGCUGGAUCGACACUGCUAUCAAGUCAGGACUCAGGGUGGCAAAGAACAUUCAGGAAUCUGUGAACUUGGCUUUGACAAGGAACCCCAGAAAUAUAAAAGAACACUUCUCCAAAAGUGAACUGUAA